UAAUGGUUUUUUUAUUUUGUUAAGCAUUUAGGAGGAACCCAUUUUUGGGUUCAUUCCAAAUUGUUCUAAAUUAUCGCCCCUUAUCUGGGUUCUAUAAGUUCAAACCCACUUAAUCCAAUCUGCCUAAUUGAUGUAGUUCUCAUUUCAAAUGUGGUUAAUUUCCAAGUUGUUUUGUUAUCUUCGUUCGUUUCAGCUACGAGUCUCACACAUUCUGUACUUUCAGUAAUUUCCUUCUUCAGAUUCUUGUUGCACUUACCAAGUCAUAUCCUUUUCGUUUUCUUUGUUUUUCUUCCGAUUUUCGGAUAAACCCGUGUUGUAUUUCCCUUUUUUAAUUCAUUUUAAAUCUCCAACGUUUACCUCAGAAACCAAAUGAAUUCAGAAGAGAGGGAACACUGUUUGAAUGUUGACCACAAGUAACUAACCUCAAAAACUACUAGCCUUAGAUAGCUUUAGAUAGCUUUGAUUUCAUGUGAAUCGCUGUUGCCCGACAUAAUAACUAGCUAUACAUGACCAAUCUAAUUUCUUUCCCAAAUUUUACGAAUUGUGUAAAAUUAAUGGACUCCCUGCCUGAUGCUAUUGUUCAAUACAUAUUGUCGUAUAUGGAUAAUGCCAAAGACGUUGUAAUUUGUAAUUGUGUAUCCAAGCGAUGGAAGGAUUCAAUGCCUUAUAUAAGGAGCCUUUACUUCCCUAGAAGCUCCUUUGAUAGCCAUAAGGGCGGAGACAGCCCUGAUGACAUUGUAUUGAAGAUGGUUUCAGUGAUUGAACGGUUAGAAAAUCUGGUUGUUUAUAGUCCCUUCUCCGGUGCAGGCCUUGCUUCGUGGUUAUCAAUCAUAGGUCCCUCUCUUAAGUAUCUGGAGCUCCGGAUGGACAAUCUUGCUGAUUAUCAGGCCUGUCUUGAAAGCCCUUCAAAAUUGGAUUACUUAACUGCUGCACAAAAUUUGGAGUCUUUAAAACUUUGGGGAGUUUUAAUGGCCCGUUCACCAAAGUGGGAUGUCUUCCAGAAACUGAAGAACCUUGAAAUUGUUGGAGCAAAACUGGAGGAUCCAGCUUUGUCAACUGUGCUUCAGGCCUGUCCCAAUCUCACCAAUUUGGUGUUACUUGGUUGUGAAGGGGUGAGAUCGGUUUCGAUUCAGUUGCCACAUUUGGAGCAGUGUAAGCUGGACUUUUAUGGCUCGGGCAACUGCUCACUUUCCAUGGUGUGCCCCAAAAUUAAAGUCCUUGAGGUGCAAGGCUGUAGCUGGAUUCGGGUUCGUGAUGCAAAGCAUUUGAGCAAACUUUCAAUUGCCAAUAAUGCAGGGAGAGUCUACAUGGUUGAUUUUGAGAAACUUGUUGCUCUAGAGUUCUUAUCCAUUAGGGGAGUCCAGUGGUGUUGGGACGCAAUAAGAAAAAUGCUUCAAUGGGCAAGUGAAGUGAAGCACCUUUAUAUGAAGGUGGAGUUCACAGGGGAUUUUGAGACCCUUCAACCCUUUCCAGAGGUUGACUUCGUUGAUUUCUUCAAUAACCAUCCCAAGCUGCAGAAGUUUGAUAUCCAUGGAGCCAUGUUUGCUGCCCUUUGUCAAAAGAACAGCCUGAAAAAUGUUGAUUCGGGAUUUGCAAUUCCUUGCCUGGAAGAAGUGAUGAUCACAGUGAGAUCACCGCUGAAUGCUGAACAGAAAAUGAGCACUCUUGAGUCCUUGUUGAAGUACGGGAAAAAUCUGAAGACAAUGGUGAUAAAGAUUCUUCAGAUGAAGAGCAGUCACAGCAGUGCAGAUGAUUUCUUUGAUGAGAUUUGCAGGUUUAGAUACAUGAACCGAAAGGUUGUUAGAAUAGAAUAAAGGCUUCCUUAGGGAACUUACUCAUUUUUCCUUCUUAAUUCAUACCAUUGCUUUAACUCUCUGAUUAAAUACAGCAUGACUGCUGAUUUCAUUGAACUACGAUCGUCAUUUAUUGAAUCGAUUCAAAAUUUGGAUUAAACUAAUUUGUCAA
Molecule: messenger RNA, 1965 nt
Organism: Pyrus x bretschneideri (Chinese white pear)
Lineage: Eukaryota; Viridiplantae; Streptophyta; Magnoliopsida; Rosales; Rosaceae
Product: F-box protein At1g10780
Exons: 4
Coding region: 507-1814 (435 amino acids)
Molecular function (GO): protein binding
Source: RefSeq, a predicted model, not a curated record